Molecule: messenger RNA, 1784 nt
Organism: Sorex fumeus (smoky shrew)
Lineage: Eukaryota; Metazoa; Chordata; Mammalia; Eulipotyphla; Soricidae
Product: caspase-12-like
Exons: 11
Coding region: 85-1326 (413 amino acids)
Biological process (GO): proteolysis
Molecular function (GO): cysteine-type endopeptidase activity
Source: RefSeq, a predicted model, not a curated record
GUAAAAGCAAGCAGGCUUUCUGCCAGAGCGAGUUAGAAAGUUGCUUUCGUUUUCACUUGUUCUUCUGCCUAGGAGCUGAACAGCAUGGCUGGGAAAGAUGACCCAGUCGACAAAAUAAAAGUAAUGACCAAGAACUUCCUCGAUGGUUUUGUGGAUAACUUAGUGGAGAAAGCUGUGAUAAACAGAAGAAAUUUACAAAACAUGGGAAAUACGAUUGGCAACAUUAUAAAAGGGACUCAAAACCUAUUUGAGGAGCUCAAGGAACAGAGCGGAAAGGGAAACAUUGUCAUGGUCAUCGGCAACCCCAAGAAACAGCUGAGUUUAAAAUUAGUGCCUGAGAAUGAGGCGGAUGAAUUCGAGGAUGGGCCCUCUUCUUCUGUGACUGAAUCAGAAGAUGAGAAUGAGAAAAGUGAAGAUGAGGAAAAAGUUGGAUCAGCCCAGGCAUUGGCUCUCCCUUCAACAGAUCCUUUACAACACAAUGAUGCAUUGAAGCUUUGUCCUUCUGCUCAUUUCCAUGAAAUAAAGACAAAGAAGGCAAAUGAGAUAUAUCCAGUGAUGGAGAAAGAGGGUCGGACUCGCCUGGCCCUCAUCAUCCACAACAAGGAAUUUGAGUAUCUUGAUUCUCGAGAUGGUUCUGAAAUUGACCUUUGGGGCAUGGAAUCUCUGCUUGAAGACCUUGGAUACUCAGUAAUCAUAAAAGAGAAUCUCACGGCACUGGAAAUGCAAGAGGUGCUAGAACAGUUUGCUGGCCGUGAAGAGCACCACACCUCAGACAGCACAUUUCUAGUAUUCAUGUCACAUGGCGUCCAGAAAGGAAUCUGUGGAAUAAAUCACAAGGAGGAAGAGCCCGAUAUUCUUCCUGAUGAAAACGUCUUCCAAAUUUUCAAUAACCGCAAUUGCAAGAACCUAAGGAAUAAGCCCAAAGUUAUCAUCACACAAGCCUGCCGAGGCAAAGGGAAAGGGAUUGUCUGGGUGCCUGAUCAGGGUGAGGUCUCUGCACGCAGACGGGCUGAGAAGUCCUUGCAGAACAAUGGAAUGACCACCUACAUCCGCAGUGACGCAGUGACCCUGAGCCAUCUGGAGAGAGACUUCAUUGCUUUCAAAUCUUCCACUCUAAAUAAUGUUUCUUGGAGGCUUGAUUCCAGUGGCUCUCUCUUCAUUUCCCAACUGAUUCGAUGUUUCAAAACCUAUUCUUGGUGUUGUCAUUUGGAGGAGGUUUUUCGAAAGGUUCAGCAUUCAUUUGAGACCCCAAGUGACCUGGCUCAGAUGCCCACAAUUGAUAGAGUGACCUUGACGCGCUAUUUCUACCUCUUCCCUGGGAAUUGAAACUCACAGGAAGGAUCACAGGACUGCGUCUUAAUUGUGCAAUAUUUAUGCUGGAUGCAUGCGGUGGGGAAAAGGAACCAGAAACCCUAGAAACACUUGGUGUUUGAGCUCUUGUCCCGGCUCCUCUUGCUGAAUUGCUGGCCAUCCCCAUUCAUGAUGUGGCAUUCAGGAUCACAGUACACUGACCUCUGGACUGGUGCUGGGCCAUGAGGCCCAAUGACACAUCUUUCAUUCUAGGAUAAAAAUUUCAGACCAUAUUUUGAAGCUACAUCUCACAGUAAAGAGUAGCUCUACGUAUGUUUUACCAAGAAAAUGGAAGCAUGACAGUCUCUCUAAAGCUCUUUUGACAGGACUAUUUCUGAUUAAGAAUGUUCCUAUGCCAAAUGUCUUGCCCUGCAAAAACAUGCCAAAACUGUCCCGUUUUGGGUACUGAAUAAAUGCUUAAUAAAUUAUUUUAA